CGUUUGGGCUUUGGCAACGUGGUUAGAGUUUAAAGUUGAUGUUUAAAAGAAGAUAAUCUUCCGUUUCUCUUGUGUUGCUUUAGCGUUUCAAGUGCAAUGAAAUUUUUAGCUGUAAUAAUAUUCAUAAUUGUUGGAUUACUUUCUUGGAGAAGUAGUUGCCAAAGUGUGAUUAUUGGUUCUGAGAGCAGUUUGAAUGUGCUUGAUUAUGGAGCCAUUGGUGAUGGCAUUACAGAUGAUUCUCGGGCAUUUUUAAGUGCGUGGAAAGAUGUAUGUUCAUGGAAUGGCGAUACAAGAUUGUUAUUCACCAUUCCUCAAAAUUACAAUUUCUUGCUCUACCCAAUCACUUUUAGAGGCCCUUGUAAUUCCCAAAAUGUUCAUUUCUUGAUAAUGGGAACGAUAGUGGCUCCCAAGUCCCCAAGCAUAUGGGCCGAAAGAGAUGAAAGUCAAUGGAUUGCAUUCCAAGAUGUUAUUGGGCUUCAAGUUUAUGGGCCUGGAAAAAUUGAUGGCAACGGAAAGGCUUGGUGGGAUCAAUCUUGUAGAGAUCAUCCAAACCUGGAAGGGUGCAAAGACUUAGCCCCCACAGCAUUGAAGUUAAUAUCAUGCAAUGGAGGGUCUCUAAGCAAUAUGAAGUUUACCAAUAGUCCCCAGUCUCAUGUCCUCCUGCUUGGCUGCAAUGGCUUUAGAGUUGACAAUUUAAAGAUAGAGUCUCCAAGGGACAGCCCAAACACAGAUGGCAUUCAUAUCCAUUCUUCUCACCAUAUUACCAUCACCAACUCCAAUAUUAGCAGUGGGGAUGACUGCGUCUCAAUUGGGGACUACACUUCUGAUGUCUUUAUAAAUAAUGUUGCAUGUGGUCCGGGCCAUGGAAUCAGUAUUGGAAGCUUAGGGAAAUCUGGAAAUUUUGUGCAAGUUGAGAACAUUCAUGUUAGCAAUGCUUUCUUAUAUGGGACAACAAAUGGAGCUAGGAUCAAAACAUGGCAGGUUGGGAGAGGGUAUGUAAAAGAUGUAAUUUUUGAGAAUCUUUUCAUGAACUCUGUUGACAACCCCAUCAUCAUUGAUCAAUUUUAUUGCGAUGGUCGAGAAUCUUGCCAAAAGACAAUGGGGAGUGGGGGAGUGGAGAUAAGUGGAGUUGUGUUCAGGAACAUAUAUGGAACAUCGAGUACAGACGUGACGGUAAACCUCAAUUGCAGUAGAUCGACGCCCUGCACCGACAUAACGUUGCAGUUUGUUCAGUUGGGCUCGGCCUCGCCUGGAAGUCUCGUCUCGGCCCAUUGUGACAAUGCCUAUGGCCAGGAAUUUGUGGUCGUGCCUGGUCCUUGUUUGCUUGAUUCCUAAUUCAUUGACUAUUUUCUUUAAGCAAGAUUGACAUUAUCAGAGACGAUCAUUCACAAACAAUCAUUAUCUGUGUCGU
Molecule: messenger RNA, 1411 nt
Organism: Cuscuta campestris
Lineage: Eukaryota; Viridiplantae; Streptophyta; Magnoliopsida; Solanales; Convolvulaceae
Source: the annotation of a GenBank genome assembly